UGUUACAGAGGCAUGUACACCAGGUGGCGCGCGUACCAGCAAGAAAAUCGAUACUUAUCGUCUCGGAACGUACAGUCGAGCGUCUUCCAGUACGCGACUCGUGUGCACGAGGUAAACACGGCACCCUAUGCCAAUUAGAAUGGAAUGAUACGUAAAGAGUGAGAGAUUAUUUCGUCGUUUCCAGUCAGCUAGAUCGCAGAAUCAACCUAAGACAUGUAUGGUUUCGUGAAUUACGCUCUCGAGCUCCUCGUUGUGAAGAACUUUGGCAGCGAGACAUGGGAUGAAAUAAAGAAAGAUGCUGCCAUUAAUAUGGAUGGACAAUUUCUAGUACGACAAAUUUAUGACGAUGAAAUUACCUAUAAUCUUAUAGGAGCGGCUGUCAAUCGAUUGAACAUUCCUGCAAAUGAUAUAUUAGAACUUUUCGGUCGAAUGUUCUUCGACUUCUGUCAGGAUUCUGGAUAUGACAAAAUCCUUCAAGUUCUUGGAGCAACACCCAGAGACUUCUUGCAGAAUUUAGAUGCUCUUCAUGAUCAUUUGGGUACUUUGUAUCCUGGAAUGAGGGCACCAUCUUUUCGAUGUACAGAAAGACCGGAGGAUGGUGCUUUGGUAUUGCACUAUUAUUCGGAUCGACCGGGUUUGGAACACAUCGUUAUUGGAAUUGUUAAGACCGUGGCGAAAAAGCUUCACGGGACAGAUGUGGAUAUGGAGAUCCUAAAGACGAAAAAUGAAUGUGAUCACGUGCAAUUCUUGAUAACCAAUACAUCGGGACCUGGUGUCGUUUCCAAUUCUAUGAUCGUUGAACAUGAAAUGUUGUCUGCUGAACCAAAGGUGAGCCCCACUACGUUUUGCAGAGUAUUUCCUUUCCAUAUUAUGUUCGACCGGGAUCUCACGAUAGUCCAAACAGGCUACACCAUCACUCGUAUUUUACCACAGGUCUCCAGUGGUAACUGCAAAUUAACCGACAUACUCUUCGCCGUCAGGCCGCAUUUGGAAUUAACAUUUGAAAACAUACUGUCACACAUAAACACUGUCUACGUGUUGAGGACUAAAAAGGGAAUGAUGCGCGUUGCAUCCUCGGAAGAGUACGCGUAUCUACGUCUUAAGGGUCAAAUGUUAUACAUACCUGAGAGCGAUCUGACGAUUUUCCUCUCUUAUCCAAGUGUCAUGAAUCUCGACGACCUUACGAGACGUGGUUUAUACCUAAGCGAUGUACCAUUACACGAUGCAACGAGGGACCUUGUCUUGAUGUCGGAACAAUUCGAAGCGGAUUAUAAGUUGACAAGAAACUUGGAAUUACUCACCGAUAAGCUGCAACAGACGUAUCGCGAACUAGACGGUGAAAAGCAGAAAACCGACAGGUUACUAUACUCCGUAUUACCAAUUUCUGUGGCGAAUGAACUUCGACAUUCGAGACCAGUACCCGCAAAGAAAUACGAUUGCGUAACACUUCUAUUUUCGGGAAUCGUCGGUUUUGGGGCUUAUUGUGCGGCUCAUACUGAUUCUAGUGGUGCUAUGAAGAUUGUUAACAUGCUCAAUCAACUGUAUACUGCUUUCGAUGUCCUUACGGAUCCCAAGAAAAAUCCCAACGUUUACAAGGUGGAAACUGUGGGAGAUAAAUAUAUGGCUGUGAGCGGAUUACCGGAACCGUGUCGUUGUCAUGCACGAUGUAUAGCACGACUUGCACUCGAUAUGAUGGAUCUUGCCGCGGAUGAGGUACAAAUCGAUGGAGAACCUGUGAAAAUCACCAUCGGUAUACACAGCGGUGAAGUUGUAACUGGUGUAAUUGGACAUCGUAUGCCACGAUAUUGUUUAUUUGGAAAUACUGUCAAUCUUACAAGUCGAACGGAAACCACUGGAGAACCCGGUAAAAUAAACGUUUCGGAGAAUGCUUACAGGUAUUUGUGCAUGCCUGAGAAUCAAGAUCCUCAAUUUCUAUUAGAAUACAGAGGUCCAGUCACUAUGAAAGGAAAAUCCGAACCAAUGAACGUAUGGUUCUUGUCUAGAGAAGUGGAACUAAAUGCAUAAUUUGAUCACCGAGUAGAAUAUUUCCAACCAUCGUUGAAACAUCGUUACAGCAAUAAAAUGGGAAAUCCCUGUAGGAUAUUAAAUUAUACAUAAUAUACUUUAACGUGAAAUUAAGUUGCACAUCUGUGGAAGAGCUCUAUGUGAUCAUUACGUGUGAAAAUUGAUUAAUCUCGUCGCUCUUUUUCAUAAUAUGUAUAUGUAUUUUGUCGCAUAUUUGCUCGUAGAAAUAAUAGUUUUACAGUUCCUCAACGUUUUAAAUAUCCUGACGUUAAAUGUUUUAAGUAUUUUCUUUAUUUGUUAACUAUAUAUUCUAUAUUCUAUAUUCUAUAUAUACAUAUAUAUGUAUACAUACAUGUAUGUAUCUUGAACGAUAAGAAAUAUAAUCGUCUGAGAUUGAAAUACUCAUUGAUGUUGAUAUUUGACGUACGAAUAAGUCGAUAAUUAAUGAAAAUCAAUUAAA
This is a messenger RNA of Polistes dominula (European paper wasp), 2485 nucleotides long. It is a transcript of the gene Gycbeta100B, whose product is annotated as guanylate cyclase soluble subunit beta-1-like. Gene Ontology annotation, cellular component: guanylate cyclase complex, soluble. The record is from RefSeq and is a predicted model, not a curated record. Gene Ontology annotation, biological process: cGMP biosynthetic process; response to oxygen levels. Lineage: Eukaryota; Metazoa; Arthropoda; Insecta; Hymenoptera; Vespidae. Gene Ontology annotation, molecular function: heme binding; guanylate cyclase activity.